Molecule: messenger RNA, 974 nt
Organism: Piliocolobus tephrosceles (Ugandan red Colobus)
Lineage: Eukaryota; Metazoa; Chordata; Mammalia; Primates; Cercopithecidae
Exons: 2
Coding region: 182-697 (171 amino acids)
Source: RefSeq, a predicted model, not a curated record
UGUGAGCCGUCAUCGCACCACUGGACUCCACCCUGGGUGGCAGUGAGACCCUGUCCCUAAAGAACCGGGUGACCUCGACCCUCCACAUCGCUGGCUCUCCACGGGCGCUGCACAGUGGAGACCCGGGAUCUGAUUGCAUAGGACUGGGCACUGGAGUUUAAGUUAUCCAGGGGGGUUUAAUAUGCAACGAAGUCUGGGAACCACUACCAGUGAACCCCUUCAUUUUGUGUGGCUCCGGCUGCUGGAAGCCCUCGGACAAGGAACUGUAGCCCAUCUACCGCGUGGUGUUGGUGUGAGAGUGGAGCCCGGGUCUGUCCCGGCGCGGGCCCGCGGCCACCGCGUUUGGAUUCCAGAUCCCAGCCCCUGUGCUCAGUCCGGGCUUCCUUUCUGGUGCUCUCCCAGUCCCUUCCCGCGCGCUCUUACCUGGGGUGUGGUGGGGGCGGGGGACAGAGCCGGGCGCAGUCGAGAGCACAGCCCUCAGGCGGGGCUGUGGGGCCACUGUGCUGAGGGCCAGGCCGCCACGCCCCUGGACCCUGAAAGUAGGCUCGGACCCCCGCUGCAGCGCGGACUCCGGCGUGGCCUGCAACCCGGACCCUGGCCAGCUCCGCGUCCUCCAGAUCUUUACUCAUGGCCCCGCAUCGCCGGGCCCAGCUGCACCUUUGGUCCCCGCCCGCGGCAGCCGAGGAGAGGAGAGUAAGGCCUAGACAGGGGAGGAACCCACACAGCCUCUGUGCUCUAGCCUGCUGGAAGGACAAGGUCUACCUACAAAUGCAGAGAUCCACACAUUAAGGACAAUGAAACACCCAAGUGUUAGGAACCAGAAUAAUCAGCCCUAACAGAGGGGAGGCUGGUCAGGGAGGGCUUCCUGGAGGAGGAGGCACAAUACCAGGGUGCACUGUGAUUUCUGGAGACCCAAGGAGUUCUGGUAAAUGACAGGUGAAAAAAAGAAAAAUGUAAUAAAAUACAAUUGAAAA